Molecule: messenger RNA, 896 nt
Organism: Syngnathoides biaculeatus (alligator pipefish)
Lineage: Eukaryota; Metazoa; Chordata; Actinopteri; Syngnathiformes; Syngnathidae
Product: retinal cone rhodopsin-sensitive cGMP 3',5'-cyclic phosphodiesterase subunit gamma-like
Exons: 3
Coding region: 40-300 (86 amino acids)
Biological process (GO): positive regulation of epidermal growth factor receptor signaling pathway; visual perception; positive regulation of G protein-coupled receptor signaling pathway
Cellular component (GO): photoreceptor outer segment membrane
Molecular function (GO): 3',5'-cyclic-nucleotide phosphodiesterase activity; cGMP binding
Source: RefSeq, a predicted model, not a curated record
UCAGCGGCGGCCUCGCGGGAUAUCUCAAAACAGAGGAAAAUGAACGCCGGCCCACCGGCAGGAAGCGCCCUGGCACCCGGCGGGGGCACCGGCCCCACCACCCCCAAGAGGGGCCCACCCAAAUUCAAGCAGAGGCAGACUCGCACAUUCAAGAGCAAGGCCCCCAAGCCAGGCCAGAAGGGCUUCGGCGACGACAUCCCAGGCAUGGAGGGGCUCGGCACAGACAUCACAGUCGUGUGCCCGUGGGAAGCCUUCGGCGACAUGGAGCUCAGCGACCUGGCCAAAUAUGGCAUCAUUUAAUGCCGCCCGCCCUCCUCCCUCCCUCCAUCCCCGGUCGGCUCGUCGGGAUAAGGCGGCCGCUGCCCCCCCCUUUUCCCUCCUUAAGGCCCCUCUCGUCGUCUACCUCCGGCCUCGCUCCACUGAGUGGAGGGAGAAGCUGAAUCAUGCUCUUAUUUUUUAUAUAUAUAUAUAUAUUAUUAUCCAUAUCAUACUGUUUACAGUAUAUAAUACACUUGAAAGACUGACGAGAAAACUUCACACACCCUUUCCUUCCUCCUCCUCCAACUAUUCUAGAGUGCCACCGCCCCAACCCACGCCAAAGGACGCCAGAAAAACUGCUCGACGCUAGUUUGAGUUGCUCCUAGCUGUUUCUUUAAUUGUAAAUACUUUGUACCUUCUUUCCUUUUUUACUUCCUUUCUUGCUAUGCUGCAUUGUACGACUUCACAAGGGGACUGUAAACAUCACAGGGUGCAAGCAGAGCAUGCGGGACGCUGUACUGGUGAACACGACAAUGCACUUUCACCCCUUUAAGAUACUCUCUUCUCCCUCCUUAGAGACCGUCGAUACUGCAAAAUUUGUGUUGCAAGCGCAAAAAUGAGAAAAAAAAAAAGUACUG